Suillus discolor is the source of this 744-nucleotide messenger RNA. RefSeq lists its product as uncharacterized. Lineage: Eukaryota; Fungi; Basidiomycota; Agaricomycetes; Boletales; Suillaceae. The coding region runs from base 1 to 744 and encodes 247 amino acids. The record is from RefSeq and is a predicted model, not a curated record. The transcript is spliced from 9 exons.
AUGUUGUUCCACUACACCACAGCACCCCUGCCUGGCCGAUGCAGCUGGGGCGAUAUGCUCAAAAGACAAAAAGUUGAAAUUGACUCCAAUAUCACCAACAGCCAUGAAGUGUAUGGGGAAUGGGAAAUGUUUGUCCACCCAUCGGGAGCAGUUUACUAUUACAAUGAGACAAGGAAUACGUACACUGGAUUGAAUAUCAGGGACUGUCCAACAGUUCGGCUGGAGAAAUUCGAGGCCUGGGUAAAAGCAAUGCGAGGCAAAGACAUGUUGGAGAAAAUCAUCAAUAGAUUGGCCAGCCUUGGUUCUGAUGGUACUAUAACGGAGCCAGGUGUUGCAUUGUUUGGUGAUUUCAAUACUCAUCUCAUCGACAACAGGCAGACUAUACCAUAUGUUACACAACCUGAAGCACGCCUCUUGCGAAGCCAUUCAAUGGGUUGCUGUCCCAGGAAGAUAGAUUAUUUCCCCUUCAUAGCAACAAUUGCGAUGUUCUGCCUUCCCAUCUUGGUCUGUGAGCGCCUCAACCAAAUCUAUGUUGAUGGCACUGUCAAUGCUCUGGACAUCAAGACCUUUGUUGAUGAUUUCAGCUCCCAGAACACAGCACAAAUUACCCUGGCAGGGGUCAUCAUGGCGGUUGAUGCUGGUUUCCUUGCUGUCCAAGGUGUAGGUACAGGGACGAUCACUGAGUCUAUCUUGAAGGGAUCCAUUAUCUUCUGUGUUGGGUGUAUUACCUGGAUCAAGGAAUGA